UUUGUUUUGGUUUCUUAUGCCGCGUCUCUGGAUGAGGCAAAAGUUGAGCGAAAAAUAGUGUUUUUGCGGUUGUUUUGCAGAAAUUCCACGAGUGAUUCAUGGUGAAAUGGCAUCAGUGAAGACUGAGCGUGACACUGAAGAUGCAGAUGAUUGUGAAGAGGUGUAUUUGUACCUUGAUUUCAACUCAAUUCCCCUGACCGAUGAACUCAAUGAGCCUAACCUCACACUCAAGAUUGUGGGCAUUGAAAGUGAAAAUCCAGUCGUGCAGAUAAAUAAUAAAUUUUUCCAAGGAGAGUAUGAGGACACGGUUGGCACACACUUGUUCUUCGAGGAAGAUCCCGACCAUCAUGAGCAACAGGAUCCGCUGUACAGCAGGAACCCGAGGACAAUGUUCAAGUACGUGAACAAGAGCAACAAAGCGCUGAUGAUGCGGAGAAUUUUCCUGGAGUCGCGAGAGAGUGAGAAUACGUCCAGCGAUGCGAUUCCGGUUGAGAAUUCAGCAAAAUAUCAAGUGACAAUGACUUAUCAAGACACUCUUUGUCAGCUUCUCAAGCCCGGACAGAUUCCGCCAAAUGUGCUCAGCGACUGUCUGGAUGCCAAGAUAAAGUCCACACAGGAAGAGACUGAGGAGCAUCAGGAUCUGGAGUCCCUGGAGGACAGGAAGCAUAAUCCUUUAUAGACUCUUUUGUCAUGGAAUACACGCUCGAGGAGCUCAUUCAUAUCCCGGAGAAGACUGUGUUAUCGGAAUUUCAUAAAUAAUUCAAGCAAUUGUGACAUGAUUGCAUCGCCAGCGGGCAAAAAGGGCGACCGGGAAAAAUCAA
Phlebotomus argentipes is the source of this 821-nucleotide messenger RNA. RefSeq names its product general transcription factor 3C polypeptide 6. The transcript is spliced from 2 exons. The record is from RefSeq and is a predicted model, not a curated record. Gene Ontology annotation, cellular component: transcription factor TFIIIC complex. Bases 107 to 679 code for a protein of 190 amino acids. Gene Ontology annotation, biological process: transcription by RNA polymerase III. NCBI's taxonomy places the organism in Eukaryota, Metazoa, Arthropoda, Insecta, Diptera, Psychodidae.